Molecule: messenger RNA, 2442 nt
Organism: Closterium sp. Naga37s-1
Lineage: Eukaryota; Viridiplantae; Streptophyta; Zygnematophyceae; Desmidiales; Closteriaceae
Source: the annotation of a GenBank genome assembly
AUGCAGUUCCAGCAAUCGGACUUCUCCCAGCUUCAGCAAGCGCAGGAAGAUCAAUUUAGGGUUCCGCUCAAUGCGGGUAUAGAGCCGUCUUUCAGGGCGGACCAGUGCGCAGCAGGACGCGGCGACGCCGCGGCAUUCAUACCGUCGAGUGCGGCGGACCUGUCGCAGCUGCCUGGGGGCGCCAUGAUGGACUUCGCGGCGCUGCCAGGCGAGCCCGCGUGGCCGCUUGGGGCUCGCGACGGGCUCUGGUUCCCCGAAGCGUCGCAGCUAGUCGCUCCGCCCGUCGACGCUGCUGCGACGAAUGAGUUUGGCGGGGCCGCUGGUGGCGGCGCUGUGAGCAUGGACGGCGGCGACGUGGCGUCGUCGGGGGUGUCGCGGGACUUGCUGCUGCAGCUGCUGUCGGCGGGUCUCGACAUGCCCUCGCUGCAGGCCAUGCUCGCCGCGCUCGACGCCCCCACCACCGCCACCGCCACCCCGCUCGCCACGUCGUCACCACUCGAGUCGCAGCCGCCCCAGGUGGGUGCGGACAACACGGCGCAGCUUUUCGCAGCAGGCGCGGCUGCGGCGGCGGAGCACACGGUGGGUGCAUUCAACGGUUCUGCGCCGCCGGGAAGCGGCCGCGCCACCCUGAGCCAGAGCCACAGCCUGGACGGUCGAUCCGCGCUUCCGCCCGUGUCGCCGCAAGUCAACGCGCGAUCUCGACCGCAGCUCACGGCGGGCGAGCGCCCCGUCCCGGUGCUGGGGUCCGCCGCGCACGGCGCGCAGUCGAGCCUGCGCUCCCGGCGGGGCCUGCCCGACCUCUCCAGCUCGCUGGCCAACGCGCGCCCCUCCGCCGUCUCCCGCCUCGCCGCUGCCACCUGCGGCAAUCCCCCCUCCAACUCGGGCAAGCGCGAGGCCGAGGCGGGCAUGACGGGCGGCGCAGCGCGGUGGCCGCUGUCGCCCGCGCUCAAGAGCCCGCGAUCCGACGGAUACCGCAGCCCUGGCGGCAGCCGCGUUCUGUCCGCCAUAGCCGCGAGUCCCACCGGGCUCGCGAGCGACAUGGCGCAGCUGCGCGUGCGCUCGCUGCCCACCACUCCGCUCGGCGGGGCCGCGCCCUUGCCGCUGGGGUCGGCGCGCGGCGGAGUGGGAGGGGGCGUGCCAUCCGCGGAGUCGGCAGGCAGAGGGUCGCACUCGAGAGGGUCGAGCGGCGAGCAGGGCUACGAGGUGGCGUCGGCAGGCGGGCACGAUGGAGCCGCGCGGGACGGGCAGGAGGGCGGGAUGGAAGCGGGCGCCGCGCACAUGGAGGAGGGCGGGGGGGCGGCAGCAGGGAUGGGCGAGGGCGUGGAGGGCGGCGGAGGGGGAGACGAGCUGUACGGCGGCGAUGGGUUUGGGCUGGACGAGGGGGGGGACGAGGAGGCGGACGGGGAGGGCGGCAAGGGGGGGGGCGGAGGCAGGGGGCGGGGCCGGCAUUCGACGAAGCCGCGCAGCGUGGCGGAGCGCAUGCGGCGGGAGCGCAUCUCAGCGCGGCUGAAGCGGCUGAAGGACGUGAUGCCGCGCACGGACGCGCGCACAGACACGUCCGCCAUGCUGGACGACGCCGUGGUGUACAUCCGCUCCCUGCAGAUGCGCUGCGCCGCCCUUGAGACCCAAAACUCUUUCGGUUCGGAGCGGUACACUCGAUUGGGACACAUCGAUUGGGACAGUGUCCACAGUGGAAUGUACCCUUACUCCCUUGCCCCUUUCCGCUCCCGUUCUACCUCCUUAUCUCCCAUUCAUGCCAUCUUCUUCCCCUUCUCUCUCCGUUCAUCCUCUCCCACGAUAACUCGUUCUCCCCCCCUCUUUACUCCCUCCCCCACUCCCUCCCUCCCUCCUCCCUCCCUCCCUCCCUCCCUCCCUCCCUCCCUCCCUCCCUCCCUCCCUCCCUCCCUCCCUCCCUCCCUCCCUCCCUCCCUCCCUCCCUCCCUCCCUCCCUCCCUCCCUCCCUCCCUCCCUCCCUCCCUCCCUCCCUCCUCCCCCACUCCCUCCCUCCCUCCCUCCUCCCCCCCGCCCUCCCUCCCUCCCUCCCUCCCUCCCUCCCUCCCUCCCUCCCUCCCUCCCUCCCUCCCUCCCUCCCUCCCUCCCUCCCUCCCUCCCUCCCUCCCUCCCCUCCCCCUCCCUUUCCUUCCCCCCGCUCCCCUCCCAGUCUUCCUCCUUUUCUUCCUCCUAGGCCAUCUCUCCUUCCCCUUCUCUCUCCCUUCCCUCCCUCCCACAUUCACUCUGGCCAACCCUCGAUCCCUUCCUCUUUCCCCGCCUCUAUGCUUCCCUCCUUCCUUCCCCUCCCUCCACCCCUGUCUCCUUACUCCCGUGUCCUCUCAUUACAUUGAUCACUUCCUUCCUCCUCCCUCUUCUCCACGUCUUCACUCUUCUGCUCCCCUCCCCGGUCUUUCAUUGCUGUGGAUAGAAAACAGCGAACGGCAUUGUUAG